AAUGGCGACAAUUUUAUUUAUUGCUUCGCUUAUUUUUUUUUCGUUUUUUUCUUUCCUCAUUUUUUUUUUAUUCGCGCAAACUUUCACAUUGUGAAACUUAUUUUCACAAAAUUCCAUAACGUUUAAUAUAUAUUGCGUCUAUAGAUUGGGAGACUGGGAGAAUGUGCAGCUGGGUCUAACCAGUUAGAGUUUUACGAAUGUGUUAAAUUCAUGUGUACGUAAGUGUGCAAUUUUCUGUCGUGUUUUUUUUUUCUUUUUUCGUGACUCAGUCGGGUUUUGCUGGAGCUGCAUUCGAGACGCAAAGAGGGAAUGUGACACUGAGUGAGAUAGUCGAUAGCAGUGAGGGCGAGGGGAAGGGAGGAUAGCCCGAUGGGGGAGGAGGGUGGGGAAGAUAGAUGCAGUGGAGUGGGGAACGAAUGGGUGAGGACCUGGAGGAGGUCGACGGAGAGAAGUGGAGUGAGGUGAGGCUAGUGGAUUCGAAGUGGGGGAGAUACAGUGAGGGGCUUUUGAAAAAAACCGCGAAGCUUUAAGAACCCUAACGUCUACCCCCACCCACGAGAGUGCAACGCCGACUUCCUAGGCAUGACAUAGACGUGGUGCAUCGUUCAGUGAAUCUAGGAUUUAUAAUCAUCUAUUCAUUGGGAUUUCAAAGGCACCAGGUCACGUUGAAUUCAUUUUCAAAAAGACGGAAUAUUUUUUUUAGUGGUGGUUUUUUAUGGACGAAAAUUUUGAGUUUGUUAAGAUGUUUUCAUUGAUUUUUUAAAACAUUUCUGGGGAUUGAUUUAAUUUCUUUAUGGGAUUCUAAUCGUUGCAGGUCUGGAAUUUAUUUAAGAAGUUGAUUUCCUAUUUUUCAUUCUCUUUUUUAACCUGCUCCAUUUUUUUCUAAUUUAUCUUACGGUUGUGGAAUUCAAAUCGAACUUCAUUUCUUCUUCAAUCGCAAAGCGACUUCAUUUAUUUUCCCAUUGGUCCUUUCUCGAUUUUUACCUUCUCUCCUGUUUUUUUUUUCGUUCAAACGGGAUAGACGGGUGUCCCACUUACGAAACAUUUCGUCUUGUCGACUAAAUUUCUUCUCGAUUAUUUUUGGCUUGAAAAAAAAAUAAAUGAGGUAUUGAAAUACUUGUACAGGUAAAUGGUAUGCCGAUAAAAUCUCAAUGAUAGCCUUUUUCCAAUGGGAAUAAUCUUGAAUUUAUGAUGUGCCUCGAGACAGUGAGUGAAACAAAGUGGAAAAAAUAAUUUGUUUGCAAAUCGAAAGUUGAUAAUUGCGAAGAAGAUCGUGAUGGAAUACACAGCUGCAUGUGCCAAUUGGAUUAUAAAUACUCAGAUGAUUCCUGGAUUACCAUGAUUUAUUAAAAAUACAUAAUAAAAAAACUAUGAAAUAUAUGGUGCGACGGAUCAGUUCUGUGCGUGGGGACUAAACAUUUGCCGUUACAUCCGCAGCUCAGAAUAUUUAUUUUGAAAAACUUGAAAAACUGAAUCGCAAUUUAUCGAGUUUUCGGGAAAUAAAAACCAACCGUCCGUGGCACAAUUUAAUAUAGAUAAAAAUUUAGUAGAUCAAUAGUGUCUCAAAUCCACAAGUCGUUCUCACUGCCCUUUGGGAAGUGAAAUCGAAUAAAAAAAAAUUCAGGGGUAAAUUUAUGUGUUUGCAUUGAAGAGCCACUGCGGAAGACCCCCAUGUGAUAAGUGGAUAUUUUAUGAUAUAUAUCUACGUAAAAGACGUCCACGAAUAAUAAAAAAGUGCCGGCAUCAAUGCUCCUACCUCUUUAUGUACCAUCAGUGUCAGACACCGGAAAUUAUAUGAAAAGGAUCCCUCUCACUAGAUCCAAAACAUUUUCACAAUUUACGCUUCAAUAAAACAGAAUGCAUAAAUUUUUCCUUUUGAAAAAUCCUCCUCAGCUUGAAUGGAUGUAAUCUGAUACAAAAAUUAAAAUUAAUAAUUCCCGACACUUCCUCUCCAAAAUGUCGUUACCCAAAAGAACUAAAUAGCCACCAGGGAAUGAAGGGUCUCCCUUUAUAUAGUGACCAUCGAUAUCUCGAUCCAUCAACGUAGAAAUUUAUAGCGCGUGGGUGUGAGGUGCACAAAGUGAGAAAACCUGACGGACUGUUCCUGCUGAAAUACUCGCGUCGCAGUUUAAGCCAGUUCUGCGCAGAGAGAGAGAGAGAGAGAUACAGUGAGUGCAGCGUACAUUGAAUUGCGACAUUAAUCAAUGUCACUAUGGUCUCGAGGACUCCCACUCUCCUCGAUCUUUGGGUGAAUAUAUGGAGUUAGCGUUUCCCCUCACCGAUGCAGCCUUCUGUUGACUUAUGACAAUUGUUAAAUCUGCGAGGCUGAAUGGUGUACCCGACGUAUAAAGGAGAGGAGAAAUCUCGACGGAGAUGAAUGUGAAGGAUUGAAGGUGAGAUAAUGUUGUUGAGAGGUUUGGGAUACGUUGGACACUAAUCCCCUGAUGGCGAGCGACUGCAACGUGAAGUCUUUUCUCCUAUUAUUCGACAGAGUGUGGGCGCGUUCAACGAGAAAAACGAUGUAUGUACAUGUGUGUAAGCUGACCUACAUCACCCUCAUGUGAUAAGAACAGUUUCAAAGACGUGUAAAAUCCGAGUAUCGUUACUCCCGCUUAGAGAUACUUUCUCUCUUUUCACUGCACUUUGAUCCGGGAAAAAUUACUUGCUCGAUAAAUACAUCAUUCAUGUUGCUCAAAGAGAUAAUGAAGAAAGGGGAAUAAUAGGUGGAAGUCUUGAAAUUAUUUUAGUCGUUUAUCCCGGCUGAUCGAUAGAGUCACAGGCUUAAGUAGACAGCUCGUAGAUACGUCAGACGUUAUCGGAGAAGGUUUAUGGAAAGGCUUUUGUGGCCGUAAAUGUCGUGUACAGUUGUCAAUUGUCGGUGGAUUGUUCUAUGAGGUGUGAAAUUAGAUUGCUUUUAUCAAAAAGACAAGGGGGAUAAACCUCGAGUUUGAAGAAAAGGGAAACUCAAUGAAUCUCAAGAACAAAAUUGAAAAUAAAAUGGAUUUAGAACACAAUCCGAUUUAUCUGACAGUUUAAGAUAUUAAUAGUGGGUAUAAUUUUGUAGGAAAACUCACAAUAUUAAUUAACAAUAACAAAGUACAUUUUAUUCUGAAUAAUGGACUAUUGAUUUUACCUGACUCCAAAUACAAUGGCAACGGCGACGAUGAGGGGCACCAGGGUAGCAAGACAUGCCAGUAGCACAGUCUUCAUGUCCGAGAAUGCCGCGAGAAUGCCUGCAAUGUAAAAUAAUUCCAUUAUAUAGGUUGUUGAACGAUAAAAUGUUGACAAUUAACAUAUUUCAUCAACUAAUCCAAAGAAUGCAGGUGAAAUGGAAUUUCACCGGUUUUUUCAGUCACGAGUACGGUUCCCCGGGGGAUUGCGUUAACAAGUAGAAAUAGUAUACGUGUGAGAGGACAAGUACUUGAGCAUUGUACAUGGGUGGUGGGACGUGCAGAGCAGCAGUAAAAAUUGCCGGCACACAGCCGCCCGCUUCCUCUCCGUCAGUGCGUCGAGGAAGGACACAGAAGGCAAGACGAAGGGAGAGGGAUGCACGGCCGGUGGCCUGGAAAAUACUUGCUUGCACAAGCAAAAUCCAAACUCUCAGCGCCACCCAGCAGCCGAUGGAACACGCGCAAAAUCAUAUAUGGUAAACAAAGCCACCGAACGCACGGAGCUUUUCUUGGGGUGAGAAAUGUAUAGACGAUGGGAAAGGGAGUGAACAGGUACAUACGCAAUUGGUAGCGCCUGGGGGUAGGUUCUCAUGGUUCCAUGCAUGAAGGAAGAAAAUAUAUAUCGAGAAAUAUUGAAAAUCAGAUAAAUGCAAUCAACUCUUGGGGGUUGAUGUUUGCUCAGGGGAGACUGCUUCACCCUGAAGUUGAUAAAUAAAAUAUAUUUAAAGUUUUUUGAAGCAGAAAUUAAUUUAUGAAAAUGGAAUUCAUUACCACCGCUGGAGCAACUCUCGGUUAUGAGAAUUUUUUUUCAUCAUAAAUGUGAGGAUAACCUCGGGCUAAGGUUUUAAUAAUCAUAAGUUCGCCGGGUACGUCUACAAGGGAUGAAUGGGGAAACAAAAAUACGUAUGUUAAUUAGAUAAUGUACAUUGCACUGACAUUGCACAUUUAUCACUCUUCGUGAAUACGAAAACGUGUCAUGACAGACGUUGAGUGUACUACUGCAUUGUCAUGUGCGGUUAGAGGGAUUCUCCUCCGCGCUUGUCAACUGUCCCCGUCAGUUUCACUCAAAUCCGCGGCUAAUAUCACUCGGCAUGGCGGGCACGCAACAGCCCACGUCUCGGAAAAUCGAAAUUAUACACGUGUAGACUUCAAGUGACUCGGAGAAUGAAUAUCGUGAAAAUCCAUUGAAAAUGUCACACUAUUUCCGUGACAAUCGUUAUAGAAAAUAUGGACGAGUGGUCGGACGAUGAUUUGUGUAGGAUCACCGAGUUAUUCGGGAAGUACCCGAAUUUGUGGGACCGCAAGCACGAGGAUUAUCACAAUCUCCAAAAGAGAUAUCACAGCUAUUGUCAAAUCCUCGAGGGCCUUUGCAUGCCGAACGUGUCGGUCAGAGAUGUACUAUCAAUACUGCGGGAGCUUCGGUGCGCUUAUGUGUCGAGUCUACGAGUGAUGCUGGUAGACCCUUAUGGGAAGAAUGAACAACUCCGUGGUAGUAAUGGGGGUUGCCCGGAUCGACCAGUGGGCAAAUGGUUUUGGGUCAUGCACGGAUUUCUCUACGAUCAUUUGGACGCCGACGAGAGGCUCACUGAAUAUCCGGAUCCAAAUAUAAAUCCAUCAACUCACCCCAAUCCUCCCUCGUCUACCUGCCCCUGUGAACCCGUUGAUAUUGAACCGAAAAAAGGUGGUACAUGGAGUAAAGAUGACCUUAGGCAAGUACAUCAAGAACGAGUGACAUUGGAUGAGAAAAAGUGGGAUAAAGUGGACGAGGAAAAUGAAGUUGCCCAGGGCAAUGGAGAAUUUUCAGUCACCUCAGCUUCCCACAAGGGUGAAAUACUCUUCAUUCGUGCCCCCCGGGAACUUCCAAGCAUCAGAAUGAAUACAGUGUAUGAGUUCCCAGAUAGGCGAAUAGGUGUACCGUCGAAAAUGUUAUCCGAAGACGAGGAUCAAUACAAUACGUGUAAUGGAAAUGUUGAGGACAAACGGGGGAUGGGGGAUGAAAAUAUCAAUAGGAGAAAAUGCUGUUGGAAGGAUAGGGGAGCUUGUCUGAUUGCUGAAACCCAGGGGAUGGGGAAAAAAUAAUCCUAAUUUCAAAAUAAAAGGCGCUUAGAAAAGGGUGUUUUUUCACCCUCUGAAGUAGAUCCACCACGUAAAAAUGGCGGAUGCAAUCGGAAAGGUCGAAUCUGGUUCGGAAUAAAUGAAUCAUUCUGUCAGUGUAGAUAUUUCCAUUUGCAAGGACGGCUGACAUCCACUGAAAUUAUCUACUGCAUAAAAUCGGCGAGGACAUAACUAUCCCCUGGAGUCAAUAUCCUGCGUUCUCACACCAUUUCGAGGGACAUCCACACGAUGGAUUUACCACUCUGACUCAGUGAUUCGAGAACAGCCCUGGGAAUGACGAAGGGAAUCGAGUCAGAAUGCAAUCGGACGUGCGUUGUGAAGGCAGCUUGUUCCAUCCUCUGGAGUCUGUAUGACGGAGAUGAGACGCCUGAGAGAGUAUGAUUGUACUUUGUCUUGAGGCUUUAUCGGUGAGACAGACCAUACCAUAGAUAUUUCUCAAGAAGUACUCGUACUUGAGCCAUCCUCGGACUGUGGGGGGGUUGGAUGCCUAGAAGACAGUGGGAUUUGUCACAAUCUCAGUCCGCCGCCGACGGUGAGAGACAGCGGUACUUCCUGGAUGCCAGCAGUUUUCCACUUGAAACGAUUCAUUGCCCCCCGGCAAGAGUGAAAUACAAUUGUUCCCAUUGUACAAUGUAUACAUCGAAAAAGGGUGCCUGGGGCGCUGAGGUCUGGACAGCUGGUUCUUCGCAGACGUCGAGACGCUUCUCUUGAUACCCUUUGAACUGCAUCCAACAUUGCUAUUCGUUCCUCGCGGGGUAAUACUGCUGCAGCCUCCUGGAGUAUCUGCUCGAGGACAAAAGGGACUUGAGUACAUCACACUAAAUGAACAACAUCGACGGAUUUAUCAAUUAAGACAACAUUUCAUUUACCGAAGUACAACCAUCUGAGGAGUACCCUCGCCAGCACGACGUCACUAUCAAGAUCCAUAUAAGCUGUAUCACGGUCCCUCCGGACGAGGUCGAUGAGAAUAUCCGUGGAACGUUCGAAGUGACUUGGACUACUGUGCUCAUGCACUCCUCGUCCACGAUCUUUUUUACGCUUCUUGCGAUCAGUUAUUGCAUAAAUUUGAUCUCUGGCUUGUUUCAGGAUUAAUAUUAAUAAGUAGAUCAAAUUCUCUAGGGAAUUUGAUUGUGUAUCGUGAGCUAGACUGUAGUUGAAGUAGCUGCAAUUAUUGUAAUGAUGCUGCAAAGAGAUAAAUCAUUUUUCAUUUGAUUA
This is a messenger RNA of Diachasmimorpha longicaudata, 6500 nucleotides long. RefSeq lists its product as uncharacterized. The record is from RefSeq and is a predicted model, not a curated record. The coding region runs from base 4398 to 5249 and encodes 283 amino acids. NCBI's taxonomy places the organism in Eukaryota, Metazoa, Arthropoda, Insecta, Hymenoptera, Braconidae. The transcript is spliced from 7 exons.